Morchella importuna is the source of this 2307-nucleotide messenger RNA. RefSeq lists its product as uncharacterized. The record is from RefSeq and is a predicted model, not a curated record. The transcript is spliced from 12 exons. Gene Ontology annotation, cellular component: nucleus. NCBI's taxonomy places the organism in Eukaryota, Fungi, Ascomycota, Pezizomycetes, Pezizales, Morchellaceae. Gene Ontology annotation, biological process: DNA-templated transcription; positive regulation of transcription by RNA polymerase II. Bases 1 to 2307 code for a protein of 768 amino acids. Gene Ontology annotation, molecular function: zinc ion binding; sequence-specific DNA binding; DNA-binding transcription factor activity, RNA polymerase II-specific.
AUGGAGGACAGUACACGAUCUCCUGGAAACAUCGGGCCCCCACUAAAGAAAAGGCGAAGGAAUGCUACUAGAGCUUGUGAUCGUUGCAAGGAGAAAAAGUCGAAGUGCGAUGGUACUCGACCAUGUACUCGAUGUACUACCAGUGGGGAAACAUGCUCCUAUGAAAAACCAUAUCUCCGAGGCACUGUACCUGAGGUCCUACCUGCGAACCCUUCACAAAGUCAAAGCCCGACGUCUAGUACUGUUCGUGUCAAGUCUCAAGACCCGCAGGACCCUCAAGAUUCCCAUGACAUCCAUGAUAGCCGUGAUGAAAGCGUUGAUGCAGUGCAUCAUGAGUCGUAUCUCGGAUCCUCUUCAAAUCUUGUAUUUUCUGAAGCCGCCCACCUGCACUUAUCCACCCCACCUUCUACAUCAUCCAACCUACGAGGUCCACGCGAUAACAGCAAUGAAGGCGAAUAUACCGGUAGUGACCUCCCACAAAGACGCAUCACGAACAACAGAAUCAGAAAUCAGAACAAUCAAUUUUGGUUUUCUGAGCCUCCUUUUCCACAAUUAAACCUUGCUAUGUUCUCCCUUCCAACACGGGAGCAGGCAUAUCUAUAUUCAAGGUGGUACUUUGAGAACGCAUCACCUACUUAUCGGGUAUUGCAUCGGGCAAGCGUAGAGGCUAUCAUCGAUGCUGGACUCUACGUAGGUGGCAAUACGGAUUGUAAGAAAUUAGAGGAUAGGUGUCUUUGUGCAAUUGUCUUCAUGGUUUGGGCUUUGGGAUGCCAAUAUCCAUUGGUUGAAAAAGAGGAGGACAAAGAGAAAUACGGGAGAAUGUCGAUACAGUUCUAUCAAUGUGCACAACUUCAACUGGAAAAAGAAAAAUCACAAAUCGAUAGACUUGCGGCACUACAGGCAAAAUUACUCAUGUGUCUCUACCUCCUAACUAAAUCUCGAUUGAAAGCCUCGUGGGAUCUUUUUGCGUCGGUAAAAAACAUGGCAAACAGUCUGGACCUGAAUCGAAGGGUACGACUCCGGAGCAAUCUGGAUGCUGUGCAUUUGGAGUCACGAAGAAGAGCACUAUGGGCAGUUUAUACCCUGGAUUCAUAUCUAUGUACGAUGCUAGGGAAAACAUUAACUUGGGAUGAUAAUGAUGUGACAGAACAAUAUCCAAAAUUAAUAGACGAUUCAAGAUCAGCGUCAACUGAUGUUGACUUAAACCCUGAUGUCGAUGAAGCCGAAUUUGAUGAUGGAGAUUGCGCGCCAUCUUUGAUGCAUGCACCUAUUGCUCACGCAAAACUAGCACGCAUAGUACGCUCGACACUUCGAACGCUCUACAAUGACCGACAGAAGUCCGAAGAGGAUGAUUUAGAGGAGAUGGCGGUGGUUGAUGGUCUUGCGGCGAAGAUUGCAGAUUGGGAAAACUCACUGCCGGGCUUUCUCAAAGUAAAAGCCCCUGGAAGUUUGUUAUUGAUAUACGCACGACAAUCGGCGGUAAUACAGCUUGCACAUGCGCAUGCUUUGAUUAUGAUAUACCGACCUUUCUUACCACUCUCUGGGAUUACAAGCUCACCUACUUCUUCGAUUGCCACAAACGGUUCUGGAGGGCCACGAAGUCCAAGAGUCAAAGUCUAUCAGGAUUGCUGCCUGGAUGCCGCAUUAAAAGUGUGGAAUUUGGUUUCUGGUUUGGCCAAAAAGCGUUCCAUCUCUUCGCCUUUUUGGUUUUCAGCAUAUGUUACAUUUUGUGCGGCAACAGUCAUGUUGGUUUAUGCUGCACAAAAUCCGGACUCUAGCAAGAGGAGAACGGCACUAAAAGCUGCAGAGAGAUGUUGCUCUAUUGAGAAAAUGCUUGCCGGAGAAAACAACAAGAUGGCUCAGAGGUAUGCAUCUGCAUUGGAGGGUCUAUUGCGACAAGUCAAGGGUAGGCUAGAAUUGGUAGAUCGUGAUAAUGCGAGUGUGAGGGAAACUAUCAACAACAUUAGGACCACAUUAGACAUGACCAUUCAACCACUACAGCCCUUUGAACCCACUGAACACCAAUCGAAUUCACAACCACCGUCAUCAUCCCGUACAGUUCCACCGCACUCACAGUUUUCUCCUGCCUUUUCCGAAUCAUCAAUUUUUCCAAUACACGACCCUAAACAAUCAAAUUUGAACGAUCAAACGGGUAUGACGGAAUUAUGGGGUGGCAAUGGCAUAGAAUAUGGGGACAUGGGUGACAUUAUUCUGCAAGGGCUCGGAGAAGACUCCACAUUUCAAGGAUUGGAUGCAACAGUGAGCGGAGGUUAUCUCUUUGGCUGGCCAGAUGGGCCACUCUACUAG